Olea europaea var. sylvestris is the source of this 1980-nucleotide messenger RNA. RefSeq lists its product as uncharacterized. The record is from RefSeq and is a predicted model, not a curated record. The transcript has 5 exons. NCBI's taxonomy places the organism in Eukaryota, Viridiplantae, Streptophyta, Magnoliopsida, Lamiales, Oleaceae. Bases 1 to 1980 code for a protein of 659 amino acids.
AUGGAUUUUAGCACUAAUGUUUCAUUGCCUUGGAUGAUUCUUGGAGAUUUUAACAAUGUACUUAAAUUUGAUGAGAAGAGCAAUGGAGUGGAGAUGACCCCUUAUGAAAUUAAGGACUUUGCUAAUUGUUGCCAACAUGUUGGUCUUACGGAUAUGAGGUCCAUUGGUUGUCUUUACACAUGGACUAAUAACUCGGUUUGGAGUAAAAUUGAUAGAGCUAUGGUGAAUGAUGUUUGGGGACAAAACGGUAUCUAUGGCCUAGCGGAAUUUUUGCCUUCGGGAUGUCUUUUCGACCAUUCUCCAUGUGUUACUUUUGAUGUUGUGGGAACGAAACAAUUUGUACUUUGCAAGAAGUUGUAUAACUUGAAAGGAGCAUUGAAAGAGCUCAAUGCUAAACACUUUGGACACAUUUCUAUUAGAGCAAAUGAUGCUAAAAGAGAGCUGGAGGCUGCCCAACUUAGGCUACAUGAUCAGCCCGCUAAUGUGCAUUAUCAACUCAUGGUGGCACAAUUGAGGAAGAAAGCCAUGGGAGUAACACAAGGAGGAAUUUUAUUGCUACCAUACUUAAGGAGGAUGAGACAUACACCACUUCUCAAAAUUGCUCAGAAAUUUAUCCUAUUUUACUGCAAUUUGCUUGGCACAAGCUGCCCCGUUCGUCCCAUUGAGCUGGACAUUUUGAAGAAUGGGCCUUUGGUUUCAUUGGAACAAGGUAACUCACUUACUCGAGACAUUUUUAGCCAAGAAAUCAAGGAAGCACUCUUUGGCAUUGGAGAUGAUAAAUCUCCCAGGCCAGAUGGUUACACAUCUUGUUUUUUCAAGAAAGCUUGGGGGAUUGUUGGUGAUAAUGUUGUGGAGACUAUCAAAGAAUUCUUCUCAUCUAGAUCUCUCCUCAAACAAAUCAAUCACACGAUCAUUACUUUGGUGCCGAAGUCUAAUCACACACCGAAUGUUGGGGAUCAUAGACCUAUCUCUUGUUGCAAUGUAAUCUACAAAGUGAUCUCUAAGAUACUUGCAUCCAGGUUGAGGCCUAUUUUGAAGACUAUUGUUGAUCAAGCACAAACCGCUUUUGUUGAAGGUAAGAGUAUGACGGAGAAUAUCCAUCUUGCCCAAGAACUUAUGAGACAAUAUAAUAGAAAAAGAGUUGCUCCGAGAUGUCUUUCAAAGAUUGAUCUAAAGAAAGCUUAUGAUUUGGUAAAUUGGGAUUUCCUUAAAGAAGUUCUUGAAGGGUUAUGUUUUCCGAGUAGAUUUGUCGAAUGGGUUAUGGAAUGUGUUACUACACUAACAUACUCCGUUGCUUUGAAUGGGAGCAUACAUGACUUCUUUAAGGGGAAGGAAAGGCCUCCGACAAGGGGAGAUAUCAUGUCGGUGCAAAUCUUAAUGGAUUGUCUAUCCAACUUCGGAAAUGCAUCGGGUUUAAGGAUGAACACUUUAAAAUCCAGCUUAUUUACAGCUGGAAUUCAUGGGCAAGAACUUGAAGAAAUUCAAGCACUCACUAAUAUCCCGAAGGUUACUAUGCCAUUCCGGUAUUUGGGUAUUCCACUUGCAUCCGUGAAGCUUAAAGCAGAGUUAAUUAGGGUGGUGUUUCAAGGUGUUGAAUAUUUUUGGCUUUCUAUUUUUCCUAUCCCGGCAACAAUUAUCUCAAGGAUAAUUAGUCUAUGCCGUAAUUUUCUUUGGAGAUCCAAGAAGCCAUUGGUAGCUUGGAGGAAUGUUUGCCUACCGAAAGAUAAAGGUGGCCUUGGUUUUAGAGACAUGAAAAGCUGGAAUUUAGCACUACUUGCAAAAACACUUUGGAACAUUCUUCAAAAUGACACUCUUUGGAUAGGUUGGGUCAAUCAACUUUAUCUUAAGGGGGCAAGUAUUUGGGAUGUUUUGCUAAGGAAAGAUGAUUCGCCUCUUAUUAAAAAAUUGCUGGAGAUUAGAGAUUUCAUUUUGAGGGCUAAACAAAAUGAAUAUGCGGCUGUUCAUAAGCUGUCCAGCUAG